Molecule: messenger RNA, 1360 nt
Organism: Aspergillus pseudonomiae
Lineage: Eukaryota; Fungi; Ascomycota; Eurotiomycetes; Eurotiales; Aspergillaceae
Exons: 1
Coding region: 69-959 (296 amino acids)
Source: RefSeq, a predicted model, not a curated record
CCUGGGUCAAGCAUACUGUAAUACAUUCACAUGAAGCUUCAAGACACAACAAUCUGCAUGUCCAUAAUAUGGAGUCCAUCUUCUUAAACCUCUCCGCCGAUGUAACGCUCCACGCGCGCAUCUCUCGACCUCCCAUUGUCAACCAAAAACCACUUCUGGUUUUCCUCCAUUACUGGGGCGGGUCCUCUUCAACGUGGUACAAGCUCACCUCGCCGGGUUCACAGACCUCCUUAAGUACUACCUAUCCUAUCCUUGCGGUAGACCUUCGGGGCUGGGGCAAGUCGGCGGGUCCGUCUGAGGAAACUGGAACAGCAUAUUCGAUUACGGCAAUGGCUUCCGACGUUGCCCUCGCAUUAGAGCAGCUGAAACAAAACGCUAGUACGGAGGAACUUUUCAACCACGGGUUUAUACUCGUUGGUCACUCUAUGGGAGCGAAGGUAGCCUUGGCCACGCUAUCUACCCUGCGUGAGAAUCGACUUCGAGAAUUGAGGGGCUUGGUUUUAGUAGCCCCAGCGCCGCCGACGGCACUCAGCCUGCCACUGGAGAUGAAAGAGCAACAAAGGGUUGCCUACGAGACGAGGGAAUCCAUAAGAUGGACGGUAGAGAAUGUACUCGCAAACCCUGAAAGCGUAAGUGAAGACGACAUUGAGUUGGUGAUUCACGACAGCUUGGGUGCGAAUAAACUUGCCAAAGAAGCUUGGCCUACCUAUGGGAUGGCGGAGGAUGUUUCUGAAAGUGUGAGGAGGUCUUUGGCCUACACUAGCCAUACUGGUAUUCGGGCGAGUGUGCUUGUUGGGGAAUUGGAUAUUGUUGAACCAAGAGACCGAGUUCAGGCUGGGGUUUGCCGGUUUCUUGAGGAGAAUGGUGUCAAAACGUCGCUGAGGGUUAUUGAGAAUGUGAGGCAUUUGAUUCCAUUGGAGUGCCCGGAGAUAGUCUGCAAAGAGAUUUCUUUAUAUUGAUCGAGCAUUUUGGGCUAGUUCUAUCGGGACCCUUGUUGUACCUACAUGGACACUAGGAGAAACUAAUUUGAUACGUCCACAACAUACGCAUAGCCACGUAUCAGUCCGAAAUAAAGACGCAAUAUUUAGUCAUUGUCAGUCGGUAUCACGUUGUACCUCAUUGCAACUCCAUUGAGGAUACUUCGUGCAACUGUAACCAAGUUCUCGGCCGCGCAAGCAUAGAUGAAGGGUAUCUUCCUCGCGGUAAGUGAUUGGAAUUUCGGUGUGGAAACAUGUCGUACAUGCGGAUUCACAACAUUCAAUAAUAAUGUCAGCAUCCAUAAGCAGAAGGAAGUUCUGCCCCUAAUUCGACUUGCUGUCCAGUAACCAUGUCCAAGGUGCAGAUUCUUGUUCGUGUGACC